Molecule: messenger RNA, 980 nt
Organism: Labrus mixtus (cuckoo wrasse)
Lineage: Eukaryota; Metazoa; Chordata; Actinopteri; Labriformes; Labridae
Product: glycine cleavage system H protein, mitochondrial-like
Exons: 5
Coding region: 25-540 (171 amino acids)
Biological process (GO): glycine decarboxylation via glycine cleavage system; protein lipoylation
Cellular component (GO): glycine cleavage complex; mitochondrion; cytoplasm
Source: RefSeq, a predicted model, not a curated record
CGCUCUCAUCAGAAAGCGACAAACAUGGCCGCCUGCAGGCUGCUCCGCUCCCUCUCUUCCAACUUUAUUACAGUUUCCCGCUCGGCUCCACUUUGCCGACUACGACCGGUUUCUACACCUUGUUUUGGACGAACUUUAACAUCUACUAGCCGGUUAACAGCAGCUUUAAAAUUCACAGACAAACACGAAUGGAUCAGAGUAGAAGAAGACGGAAACGGGACUGUGGGUAUCAGCAACUUUGCCCAGGAGGCUCUUGGAGAUGUAGUUUACUGUGGACUACCAGAGGUUGGAACACAGCUGGCUCAGCAAGAUGAAUUUGGAGCUCUGGAAAGUGUGAAGGCUGCCAGUGAGCUGUAUUCCCCCUUGACUGGAGAAGUUGUAGAGGUCAAUGAACUACUGGCAGACAAACCGGGUCUGGUAAACAAAUCUUGCUACAAAGAUGGUUGGCUGAUGAAGAUGACCAUUGCCAAACCCGCAGAGCUUGAUGCUCUAAUGGACGAAGCAGCCUAUGAAAGAUACAUCCGCUCUAUUGAAGAUUAACCUAACACCUUCUUCAAGUGAUAAGCUCUCUUCUUUACAGACACACCUGGCAGAAAAGAAAGUUGUCAGCUGCAGUGCUAUGCUUAGCAUCCGGCAGUGGAGUUCAGCAGCUCCACUAGUGGAUGCUGCUGACCUGCCAGUGUUGUAGAGCUGGGAAGAUUCUUAUUCCUUUAUUUACUGUUAAAGACUGAUUCUAGAGGACUGUCAAUCUGCAUCGGCAUCAAUUUUGAGUUGUUGCAGAUCCCUAAACAAGAGACUCAGUCAGUAGAAGUUUUUAAGCAUUUCAGUCAAAAGAAAACUUGAAAUCAUUAUGUAGAAAAUUGUUAGUAUUAAAAAAAGCACUUUUUUCUCUGUUAAUGAUAAUGUUGCCCUAUAGUGCAUGUGUGACAGUUACACUGUAGACAAGGGACCUGUAAAUUAAUAAACUCUUCCUGAAACAU